AUGAUGGAGACGGCUGCCACCACUUUUGCUUCUAUUGCCGUCCUAGGUGCCGCGGGCUACUCGUACCACCGGUACUACAAGUAUCUGAUUUUGGAAAAGAUGGAAAAUGCCUUUAAGCCGGGCGAUCCAGCACUCGAAGUUGCAGGUGUAGAAUCUGGCAAGCAUCAAUAUCAUCAUGAGGAGCACUGGGUUGUCCGUGACGAGCAACCCAGAAUUGAUCGAAUCAUUGCCGGUGGCGCUGGUGGCCGUUAUUUCCUGCUCAUCGGCGAGAAGGGCACUGGAAAGACAUCUAUGCUUCUGGAAGCGAUGCGCAAAAUUGAUGGAGAAGGUUGUGCUAUGUUUGAAGCACAUGGUGAUCUUGAGAUUUUCCGGGUCAGGCUGGGGAAGGCGUUGGACUAUGAGUUCCAUGAAGACUACAUUGGAAGUCUUUUCAGCAUUAAGGGUCCUCGGGAUACUACCCCUCUCUUGGACAUCGAGCGCGCAUUCAACAAGUUAGAGAAGGUGGCUCUUACGCGUCGGCGUCAGGGAUUGCCCGCUUUGAUUUUAAUCAUUAAUAGUACUCACCUGGUCAGGGAUGAUCAUGAUGGUCAGGAUCUUCUGGAGAUGAUUCAGCAGAGAGCGGAACAAUGGGCGGCUAGCAACUUGGUGACGACAGGCCCUGACAAUGCCGAAAUUAUAGUCCUCAACAGUGAUGAUUACUGGGUUUAUGAACGCCUCAAGCGAUACGCCACCAGGAUGGAAGUCAUCCCUGUUUCGGAUCUACCCAAGGGACGAGCGAUGGACGCUCUACGAAGGUAUCGCAGACAGUACUUUGGCGAAGAAUUAUCUCACGAAGUACUUGAAGAAAUCUACGACAAAGUGGGCGGACGUCUAUCCUUCCUGAACCGGGUGGCAAAGGCCAAAGAUUAUAUGAAACUCUGUGAUAGCAUUUGCGAGGCAGAGAAGAGAUGGUUCCUCAACAAAUGCUGGAUUCUUGGACCGGAAAUGGAUGACGACGUCAUGGAUGAGCAGAAGUACUCUUCUGCUGCAAUGGUUCUCGCUAAAGCGCUUGUCGACAAGGAGAAGGAAAUGGAGAAAACUUAUGACCCGGAAAUCGGCCAUAUUUUACCACAGAUACCGCUGCAUAAGGCGCGGGAAAUUAUGACCAGAGCGGACUUCAUCCAAAGUUACGAUCAUGAAAAUAUCUUUACGAUCGAUUCCCGGGCUAUGGUCCGAGCCGAUUCCGUCCCUAUGCAAAAUGCUUUCCGAGACAUCUGUUCUUGGGAAGGAUUUGACAAACAUCUGGAGGGCACCUUGGAGCGUAUUGGUGAUAUUGAGAGUCUUGGACGAACCCGUGAGCUUACGAUCAAAGAUCUCUGGAACCAGGGUAAAUACCAGCUUGCUAUGCGGGAUCCCAAGGGCCGCGACAACGGUGUUGCUGAGUUCUCGGUGAAAAUCAGCUCCCCAGCCCCCGGGAAUAUGAAUAUAAUCUACUUCUACAACCAAUUUCUUCAGCUUACCAUUGUACUCAUCUCCGCUGGCAAUCUCAUCGGACUUGGUACUACUGACCUAAAAUACCCAACCAUGACCCCUCGCAAGAAGGAAGUCUUAUCUGCGGUAACCGCGACUGCAGAUACCCGCGCAGACGAGCCGGCAAUCGAAUUGCGCCAGAAGACUCGAUCGGAACGGAUCCCCCAGUCAGCGCGCUUUAUGUUGGUUGUUUUGAGUAGUCUGGCACUGAGUGCUGGGUUCUUCAGUUUAACGUCUGGGGAUACCCUUGGCGAACUGGGCGACGUGAGCAGACAUCUCGAGGCAUGGUGGGAAGUGGGGGGUUUGACGGCAUGGAAGGCAGUAGAGGUUGGAUUAGCCUGGAUCUUGGGCUUUGAUGGACGAGAUGUGUCAUCAUUCAUCUUCCUUACCCACCUCCCCACAUACGCCCUCCUAGCAUCUUUCUAUAACAUCCGCCCCACCACGGUCUUGAUCUCUUAUGCGAUCAUCUUGUUCUCGACCUCGGUCCCUUUUGUACUCCUGCGCAAGCCGACUUGCGUGCAUGACCUGUCGCAUGCUCCCUCCGACGCAGUCCGCAACCGCUCAAUCCUUCAGGACCGCGCGACAACCAUUUACACCACUAUCGCCGCGACAUCAAUUCUGACUGUCGUCCUAUACCUAAGCUACGCAACCUGGCUCCCAACACAGCUAGUCCUCCACUUCGAAAACAUCCCCGAUAUUAGCGCCGUCAACGCCGGUCCCGCGGGUCUGCCAACCCUCUUCCUCGCCCUCCUUCCGGCCGGCUGGGCGGCGAGAGAUCUUCUUUUCGUUAGUUCCACUGGCGCGGCCGCGUCUAAGAGGACCGAAUCGACCGAGAAAAAUCCCACACCGCGCGAAGGCGAGUACCUCGCUUGUGCAGUUUAUCGGAAGACCUGGGGCGCGCUCUCACCUAAGACGAGGGUUCUUAUCUCGCGAACGGUGCUUCUUGCAGCCAUGCUGCUCAGUAACACCAUUGUCCAGUUGGCAGGAACCAUUGAGGGGAUUAGCAUCGAGGGUGCGUCUGCUUGGGGUUCGAUCUGGGCCGUCGCGAUUUUGGCUGUUGGAGCGACUUUUGGGUGGAUCGAGGCAGUUGAUGGGGUAUGA
Molecule: messenger RNA, 2610 nt
Organism: Aspergillus oryzae RIB40
Lineage: Eukaryota; Fungi; Ascomycota; Eurotiomycetes; Eurotiales; Aspergillaceae
Product: ATP-binding protein
Exons: 8
Coding region: 1-2610 (869 amino acids)
Source: RefSeq, a predicted model, not a curated record